Acanthochromis polyacanthus (spiny chromis) is the source of this 1987-nucleotide messenger RNA. It is a transcript of the gene ntf3, whose product is annotated as neurotrophin 3. The record is from RefSeq and is a predicted model, not a curated record. Gene Ontology annotation, molecular function: growth factor activity; nerve growth factor receptor binding. The coding region runs from base 108 to 1010 and encodes 300 amino acids. Lineage: Eukaryota; Metazoa; Chordata; Actinopteri; Pomacentridae. The transcript is spliced from 2 exons. Gene Ontology annotation, biological process: nerve growth factor signaling pathway; memory; cell surface receptor protein tyrosine kinase signaling pathway.
UCAGACAGGCGGCAGCCCUCAGAAAGUGGGAAGUUUUCGCCAAAGGAUUCUGUGUAAAAAUUAAUCACCUUCAUGUCGACUCUGUUGGAUACUAACCCACCGAUGCUAUGGUUACCUUUAUUACGAUCUUACAGGUGAAUCUAGUGAUGUCCAUCCUGCUGUAUGUGAUGGUCCUCGUGUACCUCUAUGGUAUCCAGGCAACCAACAUGGACAGCAGUCGCCAGGGGCAACAACAACAGCAGCAGCCAAGCCCCGACCCUUUAAACUCCCUCAUCAUCCAGCUGCUUCAGGCUGACCUAACCAGGGGGAAGAGCAGGGGCAACCAGAGCCAGCAGGGGAAGAGCAGGGACACGGAGCCGCAGGACACACUGCCUCCUCUCCUGAGUGCAAACUUUCCUCUAGAAGAGCAGGGAGACAGGGAGCAGUGGGGGGCAGGAGGUCGCAGUGGCGGGAGAAGUGAUGGACUCAUGGAUCAGCAGGUCAUGCUGUUGAACACUGACCUCCUCAGGCAGCACAAGCGGUACAACUCGCCUCGAGUGCUGCUGAGCGACCGGCCGCCACUGCAGCCGCCACCGCUGUACCUCGCGGAUGAUUUUGUAAGCGGUGGACCGGACGGGAUGGCAGCGGGAAACAAGACACGAAAGAAGCGUUAUGCAGAGCACAAGAGCUACCGGGGGGAAUAUUCUGUUUGUGACAGCGAGAGCCAGUGGGUGACGGAUAAAACCCAAGCGAUGGACACCAGGGGGGACCCUGUGAUUGUUCUGGCCAAAAUUAAAACCAGUGCCACGCAGGACAUCAAACAGUACUUUUAUGAGACUCGCUGUCGAACCCCCAGGCCCUUCAAGGGAGGCUGCAGGGGCAUCGAUGACAAGAACUGGAACUCACAGUGCAAGACGACGCAAACUUACGUACGAGCACUGACGCAGGUUCGCAAUUCGGUGGGCUGGAGAUGGAUACGCAUAGACACUUCCUGUGUUUGCGCGUUGUCGAGGAAGCGUCAUAGGACGUAAAUAAAGCAAGCCCUGCUGGGGACUACCUGUUUGGAAUUUUACAUCCCAUAUAGGAUUUUAUUUCCAGUUCACAGAGCUCCCCACCAAAGGAUUAUAUGUCAUGGUGGCGAACAGCAACAUUCUGCUAUUAAGUGAUAUUUCUACUGAAGAAAUCUUGGGUCCAUUUAAAAGAUAUUUCACACCAAUGUGCUGCAAAUCAACACGCUGGUUCAGCACCACUGUUACGGAAGAACUCACAUGAGAGGGUCUGGGGAGGGAGGGAAUGAGAGUGUGAGGGAGAACUGUACAUAUAAAUUAUUUAAAUUAUAUGAAAUGCAUGUAGUUUAUACAUGUUUAUCUAUCUAUAUAUGACGUAUGAAUAUAUUUGUGUUAUUUAUUGAAAGAAGUCUUCUUCAAAAGGAAAAAAAAUGUCUAUGAAAAGGAAUGAAACAAGCUAUGAACUCACUUUGAGACUAUAAUGCAGAGCUGGGCUGCAAAGGUGCUUCACAGUAAGACUUUACAUGUGCCUUGACCAGUGUGGCUGCAGAGCAGAGAGGUAGGACACGGUGACUCACACACAGCAGUGGCCGCAAAAGUUCUGGGGAUGAACCCAGAAAGUGACAGAGCUGCAGCAAUGUGCCCUGUCCAAAUUCUUAGCAUUAAUGAUGCAGAUUACUCUAUCAGAAGCUACAAGACAUCCUAUGACCAAAACAAAGGAUUGAGAUUUGUGACCAAUCGUAUACAUUCACACAGCGCUCACAGUUGACACUACCUUUAUGUUGUAAUGCACAGCGAGUCCAUUUAUUCCUCUGGGAGACAGUUUUGUCAAAUAAAAAUAGAAACUCCUCUUGUGGAAUCUGCUGGCAGUGACUGAUGGAGAUUCAACUGUUUGGUUUUCCACAGACCACCUUGACUCUGUUUACCAAGUUUUCCUCUCACCUGAUAUCAUGAGCUGUUUUUGUUUCUUCCUUUUAAUAAAAAAAAUUAUAUUUCUUAAA